ACUCACCAAUUUAAUGCUUCAUACAUUUCAAGUUAUACAGAGGAUUUGCUGUUGCUUUAAACAUUCGACAGAUGGAUCUCAAAGCAGCUAAAAUUAGUGGGAGAUUCGGGUUACUGCCUCUGCCCAAAAGGUUAGGAAGGCCAACUUGUGUACACAUUGGCAACAAGAACAACAUGAAAAAGUUUGUUGUUAAUGCUGCCAGCUCGGGCGAGUCAGGGCCUGGGAGAAUGGUAGACGAGGAUAUGUUAGUUUUGAGAAAACGAAUGUAUGAGGUGAGAAUGGAAGAAAUAAAUUAUAUCCCUCCACAGCACUGGAUGGAGUGGGAAAAAAAGUGGUAUCCCACAUAUAAUUCAGAUGUGUGUUCUUCCCUCAUCUGGCUGCAAAACAUACUGCUUAACACUAGACCUGGCGUUACCAUGGCGGCUGCGGCUUCAAUUUCGUUGAGUGUGCCACUUUGUCUCUUGCUUCUCCUUAUUCAAUGCCCAAUUACUCUCAAUGGACUAAAUCCGCAGUUACUCAGCUUUUUGAGUCGGUAGUUGCGCAAAAGCAAACUUUUAUUAGAAAGUUGUUCCCGUUUGUGGACCAUAUUGUCAUUUUGAUUAGCCUCCAACACAAAUAUAUGUUCUUAUAUUCCUCUUAUCAUGAA
Messenger RNA from Cryptomeria japonica (Japanese cedar), 646 nucleotides. RefSeq lists its product as uncharacterized. Bases 72 to 536 code for a protein of 154 amino acids. The transcript is spliced from 2 exons. The record is from RefSeq and is a predicted model, not a curated record. Lineage: Eukaryota; Viridiplantae; Streptophyta; Pinopsida; Cupressales; Cupressaceae.